AUGACGUCCAAUGCGCAGCCGACAAAAUCCAGAUGGGGUGUUGGCGCCUUACUACAGCAAGCAGUCUCGGGAGUAGAAUCUCGACUGGAUACAAUUCUGGCAAAUGAUGAAGAAUCACCGAAGACGUCUGGACCCAAAGCCGAGGAUGCAGCUACCAAGUCUGCUUUAACGGCCGCAAAACCGGCCGGAAUUACUCGAACCUCCUCCACAGCUCGCAAAAAUGACCGCUUGCAAGAACGUCUGGCGAGAGCCGUGGCCAAGUCACAAAGCCCGACAAUGUCCGGUAGCCCCCGCUCGUCCAUUGAUGUACCGUCUCGUUCGUCGACCCCGUUACAACCUACCGAAGCACGCGCUAGUCUGGACAGUACGAGGACGAGCUUAGAUCAAAGUGUAUCCAGUGCCCGCAACAACGAAGCUAUUACCGUUACUGUGACCAGAGAUAGUCUCGACUCAGUCAGUCAACCGCGGACUUCCAAGGAAUUGUCCGUGAUUGAGCAUAUGCCGGAUAACAACAACGAAGAAGCCGAGGGCGAAGUGCCAGAGAUCGUUGAGCCGGAAGUAGCAGACGACUCAGCCAAGCAAGAUACUUUUGACGCUUCAGAUAUCAUUGUACAGCCCGAAUUCACAAAGCCGCCUUCUCCACCUACAAAUGACCCAUUUGAGGAGCUAAGGGCUGAACACCAAGCUGCAGAGUCUAGAUGGCAGGAAGAUAUGCACGAAUACAUCGAAAGAAUUGACGCAUUACAGUCUAAAUUGAUGUAUCUGGCUAAAGAAGCUGCAGACUCCGCACGCGACGCAGCCACCGCCGCGAAACCAGGCAGCAUCGAAAAACGACUAUCCGAAAAGGAUGAGCGCAUAGCAUUGCUACUUGAAGAGGGACAGAAACUGUCCAAAACAGAGUUAGACAACCGUACCGUCAUCAAGAAGUUGCGACAACAGUUGGCAGAAAGCAACAAACAGGAAACUGAGCUAAAGCGACGCACGGCCAAACUAGAGCGAGACAUUAGCGAUGCAGAAGCACGAGCGAAAAGGGCGGAGGCAUCGGAGAAGAAGGCACUGGAAAGCUUGACUUCGCAAUCGAGAGCUUCCAAGGACUUCGAAUCUAUCACAUCUGAAAGAGACGCAUUAUCCUCAACAGUGGAGGAACUUAGGAGUCAAUUAUCCAGGGCAGUCUCUCGCGCCGAAAUAGCAGAAUCAAAAGCUCAAGCUGAGGUUGUGGAACACUCGAAACGGCGCAUCACAGAACUUGAAGACGAUCUAUCAAGCGCAAAGAUAGAACGAGAACUCAGCGAGGAGAAACUGAGAAGAGAGAUUCGAAGUUUGCAAGAUCAUCUAGAACGAGAGAAGGAGAACGCUCGAUUGUUAGAAGCCGAACUAAAGAGCGAACAAUCAGUGCUGGAAAGCAAGAUGGAGAGUCUUCGCUCCAGAGCCGAGGAGGUGUCCUCUAGCACGGCCGGAGAGACGCAAGCGAAAUUACUUCGUCAAAUCGAGACACUGCAGACACAGUAUGCGGUGGCCAGUGAAAAUUGGCAAGGUAUUGAGAGUUCAUUACUGUCAAGGCUGAACGGAAUGGAGAAGGAACGUGACGAAAUUGCCCGUAAAGAGGCAGACUUACGACGGAAAACUCGGGAAGUGAACAUUAGAGCCAAGAAGGCAGAGGAUGAGCUCGAAACUGCAAAUGAAACGAUUGCGGACUUGGACCGCUCACUGCAAGAGACGAAGCAGCAAUUGCAGAAACUUGACCAGCGAGUUGAAAAGUCAGAAGAAGACCUCAACGCAGUUCGAAAGGAAUUGGCAGACAAGGAGAAGUCGGUCGAAUCAUUCUGGACUCAGAAACUCGAAGAAGAAAGGGUAAGAUGGAGAGACCAGGUUGCUUCGCCGCCGCCUUUUCUUCAAGAACCUCGAACAGUGUCGCCUGUCGCUUCGAGCCGUAGAUCAACAGGUCUCGAUCCUCUGACCAUUGAUAGCCGUCCACUGAGCCGCCGCUCAUCCACUCUGCCGUCUCAAGAGAUGGGAGCUCCUUCACGAACGAACUCCUUCCCUUCAUUCCAGGGUAUGGGCUCGCCCCAUGCAUCAAAUGGUCUCCCCAAUCCCAAUUUGUUGGGUGCACCGCCUAUCCACACACUGGAGCCAGAUGAAUAUUACAGCGGGACGCCUGCCACGCCGUCGGCUUAUGGAGCGCAAACAAGCCACUCCCGCGGAAAUGGCAUCAACGAAAUAAUCUCUGUGUCCACGGUUGGAGCCGGCCCAUCUGUACAGCUCGUUGAGCGUAUGAGCGCGACUGUCCGACGGCUCGAAAGUGAACGAGCUGCGACAAAAGAUGAGCUCGAGCGCAUCACAGCACAGCGAGACGAAGCCAGGAAAGAGGUUGUCGAAUUAAUGCGAGAAUCCGAAGAGAGGCGCAAAGCGGAGUCGCGUAUCGAGGAACUGGAAAUGCAAGUUGCGGAGCUUGACCAGCGCUAUCAAACGACACUAGAGCUCCUUGGAGAGAAGAGUGAGCAAGUCGAUGAGCUGCAAGCCGAUAUUGCAGAUCUCAAGAAGAUAUACCGGGAGUUGGUUGAUAGCACCAUGAAAUGA
Molecule: messenger RNA, 2577 nt
Organism: Talaromyces amestolkiae
Lineage: Eukaryota; Fungi; Ascomycota; Eurotiomycetes; Eurotiales; Trichocomaceae
Exons: 3
Coding region: 1-2577 (858 amino acids)
Cellular component (GO): Golgi apparatus; endoplasmic reticulum
Source: RefSeq, a predicted model, not a curated record